AUGUCGCCAGUGAACAAUAUGGAAACAUCCGAAAUUGUCACUAUUAACGUUUCCAACUCACAAAACGACACCGUCUCAUUUGAACGAAAAUACCCUCGUUCGAUGAAGGUGUACGAAUUUAAGAUGAAAUUAGAACCGAUCACUGGUGCCAGUGCGGACUCAAUGAAGCUGGAGCUAUAUAGCGGAAAUCGAUUGGUGAGCAAACUGGAAGAUGAUACCUCUACCCUCGCAGCAUACCCCAUCGAAGACGGUAUGCGAGUGCACGUUGUCGGUCAGUUUAUGUGUAUGCUUGAAAACGUCGCCAAAUUUGAGCUCUCCCAAGAAGAGUACGACAAAAAAUCAGAUAGCGUGAGAAGUUUUUUGAAGAGGAAUAAACUCGGCAAGUUUAACGAGGAGGAAAUGGCUAAACAGGAGAAUGAGCGGAGACGCCAGGAAGAGGAAAAUCAAAAGAAGCUAGAUGAAACCAACAUAGGUGACCGAUGCCGUGUCACUGCUAAAAACAGCCCCAUACGGUUUGGCACGGUAAUGUACAAGGGACCUCUGGAAGACAAACCGGGAGUAUUUAUUGGCGUUAAAUUUGACGAACCCCUUGGAGUCAAUGACGGCAGCAUGAACGGCAAACGUUACUUCGAUUGUGAUCCCAAAUACGGUAGCUUCGUUGCACCAAAAGCAGUCGAAGUUGGUGAUUUUCCCCCAAUAGAGUUUUCCUUGGAUGAUGAGCUAUAAGCAUACCACAUUGAGAGUCUGUAUGGGGUCAUUCCAUCGAAGCGGUUUAUAAACUAAGUAAAU
This is a messenger RNA of Anopheles nili, 789 nucleotides long. It is a transcript of the gene TBCB, whose product is annotated as tubulin-folding cofactor B. Gene Ontology annotation, molecular function: microtubule plus-end binding; alpha-tubulin binding. The record is from RefSeq and is a predicted model, not a curated record. Gene Ontology annotation, cellular component: cytoplasm; nucleus; microtubule plus-end. Gene Ontology annotation, biological process: tubulin complex assembly; cytoplasmic microtubule organization; post-chaperonin tubulin folding pathway. The transcript has 2 exons. The coding region runs from base 1 to 726 and encodes 241 amino acids. NCBI's taxonomy places the organism in Eukaryota, Metazoa, Arthropoda, Insecta, Diptera, Culicidae.